UUCGCGGGUGUUGUUAUUAAUAUGGAGCAAACUCUUCUGAUUGUCAAACCAGAUGGUGUCAAACGUGGACUGGUUGGAGAAGUUAUCCGACGCUGGGAACAAGCUGGAUUUCAAUUGAUUGGGCUCAAGUUUGAACUUUCAACUAAGGAAAAGGCUAGCCAGCACUACGCUGAACACAUAUCUAAGCCCUUCUUCCAGGAACUGGUAAAUUUUCUUACCUCUUAUCCAAUUGUUCUGAUUUGCUUCCAAGGGGAGGGUGUCAUCGAGAAAUCGAGAGCAAUAAUCGGCGCAACAAACCCACUUAAUGCGGCUCCUAACACUAUCCGAGGUGAGUUCGGUUCGAGCAUCCAAUGCAACGUAAUACAUGGCUCCGAUUCAGCAGAUUCGGCAAAGCGCGAACUGGCAUUAUGGUUCAAAGCCGACGAACUUAUCAAUUAUAAGUCUUCUUGAACUUAAACAGGAAACAAAGACGUUACACGAGCAAGCCAGUUUACUGUUUUCCGAAAUGUAGGAAUGCGUCGGUAUUGCGUGCAAAGUCCUAUUGAAAAUACCAGCAGCCAAAAAGCAAGCCCUAUUUGCACUUUCAGCGAAUUAAAGAUCAAU
Molecule: messenger RNA, 603 nt
Organism: Schistocerca gregaria
Lineage: Eukaryota; Metazoa; Arthropoda; Insecta; Orthoptera; Acrididae
Product: nucleoside diphosphate kinase-like
Exons: 3
Coding region: 22-450 (142 amino acids)
Biological process (GO): CTP biosynthetic process; GTP biosynthetic process; UTP biosynthetic process
Molecular function (GO): nucleoside diphosphate kinase activity
Source: RefSeq, a predicted model, not a curated record